GCCCACUAAUCCUUUCUUGACUCGGAACCAUCACCUCUGGAAAACUCGGUGGACUACGAAUGUUUUACUUGUCUGGUGAAAUUUAAACCUCAUCGGGAUUACCAUUUCUUGAAGGUCGUAAGGUGAUACUUCAACACGCCUAUACAUGGCUAAUGCAUCACUGUAUCGUUAGCCACUGCAGUGUCAGAUCAAGUCACAUUAGGCAGUAUCCACAGACCCACGGAAGAAGACAGUCGUUCUUUAUAACAUUGAGCUUAGGGCGAUGAGUGAUAUGUUAUGUACUCAAGAUGGUCAGUAGACUUUAACCUUGCCUGUCGAGAUUUGGGAGGCGAUCAUUGACGAGAUUGGUGGUCCCGCCUUGUGGGAUUAUCGUUUUCGACGUCUUCGCAACGAGACAUUGCGUGCUUGUUCCCUUACCUGUCGUUCGUGGCGGCAAAGAAGCCAAUUCAACUUGUUUCGUUUUCUCCGCGUCAACUACGGACGAGACGUGAUAAACGUUCGGCUGAUAUGCCACAUGCGACCAAAUCAUGCUCGAGCUGUUCGCUAUCUGGAUAUAAUGGACUCGUUGCAGGCUUACGGUACCAGGAAACUUGUGAUUGACUUGUUACCUUUGCUGCCCGCACUGGAAGGCAUGCGCAUUUGCAAUAUGGACCUCCUCCCACUGGAUCCCGAGGCUUUGGAUACGCUCACCGUUCUGGCUUCUCUCCAAUAUCUCCGUCUGGAGAGAGUAUCUCUAGCGUCGCUGUCUCAAUUGGAGGCAUUUAUUUUAGCACUUCCGUCAUUAACUCGACUUUCUUUGGAGCGUAUUAACUUCUUCACAAGUGCACCAGAAGGAUCUUCCUAUGCCAACGUCGCUCGGCAUUCGCAUCGUCCUACGCUUCAGGCGGUGGAGAUUACUAAUGACAAUAUAAUUGAGGCACCGACUAUUCAUGAUUGGCUUUCUCAGUCACCUAUCGGUGCGAAUUUGACCAGCCCCACUCAUACUGAUGUGGACUUGGCGGUUGGUGUAAAGGGACGGGCGGUCGCAAGGUUACUCCAUGCGAGGGGCACUCUCCUGCGGGAGUUGACAUUGUCUGCUGAUUUCUUUGUGUCCCUCGAGCUAUAUACAGGCUUGCAAGCUUGUCCCGUUCUGCACCAGCUCGAUAUCCGUGAUAUCACGACAGAAUAUUAUUUUGGCUACAUAAACUCGGCGUUGCCCCACGUUCAGUCUCAUACUUCUCAAAUAUCUUUUGGAUUUGAAUCUUUCAUGAAAGACAAGGAGUCUGAUGAAGACAAACCGUGGCAAACCCUUGACGAUAUCCUCCAAAGUAACCCAUUCCGGAACUUGAAUGAAGUCACGGUUUCACUCCGGCAGUGCUACCCCUAUAAUCCCGCUACUUGCCUACCACGUACAUUGGACAGAGGCAUACUCACAUUCACGGCCGCGGCAUGACGCUCUCGUUGAGGUUUAGUGUCAUGAAACGCCUCCUUUUCCCCCGCUUUCAAUCUUAUACAAGUUGCUUCCUCUGCAUAUCUGUACCCCCACGAUGAUGUUACACCAUGAGGACGACGAGUGUCACACGGACGGCCGAACUAGUGUACCGUCGAGGGAAACUCGUAUCAUGCUUCGUGCUUCAGCAUACCGCUAUCUAGAAUGGACAAAAACCCUAUCUCGUCUUCCUUCUUUUUACCGUCAUUCAGACCAGUUAAACUGCCUGAAUCAUUUAUCUGAUGCACUUUCUCUAUAACGGAUCAUAUUCAUUCUGUCCUGAACUUACAUCAUGUCUGUAGUCUUACGCUUCUCAAAUGGCGAUGUGGUCGCUUUUGUAUUCCCAC
Molecule: messenger RNA, 1815 nt
Organism: Somion occarium
Lineage: Eukaryota; Fungi; Basidiomycota; Agaricomycetes; Polyporales; Cerrenaceae
Source: the annotation of a GenBank genome assembly